Messenger RNA from Ogataea philodendri, 2184 nucleotides. RefSeq lists its product as uncharacterized. The transcript is spliced from 3 exons. Lineage: Eukaryota; Fungi; Ascomycota; Pichiomycetes; Pichiales; Pichiaceae. The coding region runs from base 1 to 2184 and encodes 727 amino acids. The record is from RefSeq and is a predicted model, not a curated record.
AUGCACCAACCGACCCUCCUUAGUCUCGCCAGAAGACUCAAUUGGGUCUCCGUUGUCGUUAAACUCGAUGAACUCGUUGAGUCUGACCUGGAACGAACCCAGGGUUCUGUCUGGAGUGGAUCUUUGCACAUCCAUAGCCUCAAUGGUGACUCUCUGGUUAGGAGAAGCAAUAGGAACGUAGAUAGACUGGUUGUACACCGGGUUUGUAGUGGAGUCUCUGGUCAAUGUUCUGCCUCUCUGGAUACCGUUGAUCAUAAUUCUAAUGUAUGGAUCGAUAACACCAAUCUUCUCCAAGUUGAUGAGGUUCUCGGCCUUGCCGAUGUUGAAGCGAACAACACCAAAUGGCUCUGUGUAGCCCAUGGCGCCUGGCACGUCGGUCAUGGCAACAGAACUCCAGUUACAGGUCAGUCUGACCUCUCCCAAACCCUUGGUCAACGAAAGCCAUUCAUUUCCAACGUAGGAUGCAUCAAUGAUAUCGGUAAGUUUGAAAGUUGCCGAGCCAACCAGCUUCUUGGCAGAGUCUCUGAGAAUGACUCUAACCUUGCAUUUGGACCGGUUGUAGACGAUUUGGUCGUGUGUAAGGUUCCAGGAAGCCUCCUUGCUCUUCUUGACCAGUCCCGAAGUGAGCUUGAGUUCUUUGUCGACCAACACCUCGGCAAACACGUUUCCUGGCUUUUUGUCGUCCUCGUUGUAUGCUCUGGCUCCGAGCAGUUUCAGAACAACAACACCAGUGUUAAGGUCUGGAGGUGGCGAGUACGAUCCAUCUGGCAACUUGAAUCCUUGCAGAGUCUUCAUCAGCUUCAAAUCGAUCGAAACCUCGCCUGCUUCUCUGUUGUUUCUCAAAAUUGGCAGGUUGAUAUUUCUGAUUUCUCCCUUGAGCAUGAUCUCUUCCAAAUCGUAAAGAACGCAUCCCAUCAUCUUGUCCUUUCUGCCGUCACUCUCGUUCUCGUCGUACAAGGUGAUGUUCAAUGGCUCAGAAGAAGACUUGAGCAUAACGUUAAUCUUCUCGUUCCAGACAGGAUCCAUGGUGUCUGGAAUAACCUUGGACUUGGCCAGAACCUCGCUACCGAAACCGAAUGUAAGAUACGGAUCGAUAGUGUUGUUGAAAGUGUCUGCUGCUUUGAGACCCUUGGCGUGUUUGACGUUGACCUGCAAGAUACCCAGGGCACCGUCCAAACCGUUACCGUUCAGCAAUUGUUCAAGAUUAAGUUGGAAAGACAGCGGAUCGAACACCAUUGGGCCGGCGAAUUUCUUGACAAGCUCGUUGAUGGUCAUGAACAAACCAGGAAUGUUAAGAACCUCAAACGAGAAAAUGGAGUCUCCGCCAAACGGUUUGGCAAUGAAGUCAAAGUGAGGAGCCUCCAUCAAGGAGACGUUGACUGUCUGGAUGUGCGGGAACUUGGCCUUGACAAUAAUGCUUUGGUUGACGUAGUUCUUCAACUGUUUGGAGGUGGUGUCUUCCAAAGCGUUCGGGUUCAAAGAGACCCACCAGUCCAUCACGGUGACAUCGUCAUCAGUACGGUCCAAAGUACGCACCUUGUCAAUUCUUGGAGCUUUGGUACCCAAAGUGAAUGUAUGGAUCCAAACCUGUUUGACAAAAGCAGGAAUUGGCAGACCAGCCAUGAUCGCAUUGGCCUGGUCACAGACCAUCUGCGCAGCGGUUGGCUCAAUAAACCGCCAGUAACGGUCCAAAAACACGUUCAGCCAGUCCAUCGACUCGAAAUCAUCUUCAAUAUGAUUCACAGAAAAUUCUCUCUGUGCUUGGAGUCUGAUGGACAUUCUGUACUUUCUGAUGGACGACCGUCUCCGUUCAAGCAAUUGGACCUUGUCGCCGACGCUGAUCGUGUAUCCGUGCUGGAUCUGCACGGCAUUCACACCAAAAUAAGACUGGAACGGGUUGCCCACGUCGAUUCUGCGGAAUUUCGCCAACGUCCGCGAAACAGGGUGUUUGCUAUGCACCUUACCUUUUUCAAAGUCGAUGUUUGGUAUCACGCAGCGGGGACAUUUCGACGCGACGAUCCACUCGCGUCCGUUGACGGUGAAUCUGUACCAGUCGUCGGUGUCGAAGGGCCUUUUUGGACCCUCGAUCAGGAUAUUAGGACGGAAAUGCGUAGAACUGGUCUGGAAGUCUGGCCCGAACCCUUUCACCAGCCGUUGGUUCAAAUCGUCGAUAUCCGACUGUGA